AUUGUCACUCAACAAUAUCGCGGUGUAAUCGACGAGACACAAUUUUAAAAGGUAUUAAGUACUUUCAUUUACUCUGGCAUGAUCAUUUUCUCGAGAAGCAACAUUCAUAAUUAUGAUACUAUGAUUGGAGGCAACAAUAAAUGCAACAACGAUAGUUCUGGCAAAUUGGUAUUUAUAACGUAAUCGUUAGCAGUGGACACGUAAUUCACGACCGAUUACGGUUCAGUUAUUCCACUAUAAAUCCGCAGUCGAAGCUGUUAGCUUCGUUUCGUUUGUUGGUUUUUGCGCGAAUAUUAAGUCGCGGCAUAGAACAUGAGGUAACAGAACAACGUAUGCUCUAAGCAAGUUUAUUGCAGUUUAAAUUAUAUACCGCCGCUAACUGUUUCAGCAAAACAUUCUUUCUUAAUGAGCGUCUUAUUUCACGUUCGCCGUUGCUCAUAUUUGGGUUAACAUAUGGAGGAAUGUUCCCCUAUAUGCGAUCCUGUCACAGGAUGCCGACAUUUUUUUCUUUAUUUCAGCACGCGCACGUUAUUCAUAAAAAUAUCGGACAUCAACGAUAAUACGAUCUCCUAAUCAUUACGAGGGAGCAAAAUGAAAAUCGCAAUUUUAAUUGAGCUUUAUGGUGCAUUCUAACGGCAUCAAAGUUAAUAGAAGUUCGAAUUCCAAAGUUUACGGGCUUUCCACGGAGCUUGAAAUUACUUUGGAAAUGAGAUUAAUAUCAAUCAAUUGAUACGUCUUUUGUGAUCACAUCAUAUUUUAAGACAAGAUAGAAAUACAUCUGAAAGGAGAAAAGAUCCAAUCUACUAAAUUUAACUAUUUAUCGGAAUUUCAAUUACGACGAGCAGCAUCAUAACAUUUUGAUUAAUCUUAGAAGUUCCUUUUAAAAGAUUUCACUUGCAAACGACUUAUCGCGAUCAUUGGCACAACUUCGAGAGAGUAUCGUCACGUUUACUAUACCGUCGAUUCAUGUUCGAUUCAUCAAACACACGCUAAAAGCAUUCAGGCGUAUCCUGAAGAGACGAAGAAACGUUCGAAUCGCUCAUAGCUCUACUUACAGGAUGCUAAUUGGAAGAAUGGCAAGAGAACGAGGAUAGUCGCGGAGGAAGAUAGAGAAAGCAAGGAUGUACGAGGGGGAGAGAAGGUGAGACCGGUCCGGCAAUUUACCAGUCGAUCGAACGGUCGCGAACGGUCAGAGGAACGCAUUCGCCGAGGUAUCGCACAAGCUAAGGAGUUGGUGGCGAUUUAAAGGCGGUGACCAAGGAAUAAGCUUCGAGGUGUCGACGUCUACUGUCACAGCAACGCCACGCGUUCGCGCAAACCGUCGACACGCAACGUGAAACCGAGCUUAUGACUCGCAUGAACGACUAUGAACGGCGGUGAUAUCGUCCGCCGCACACCGCAUGAACCGUCUGAUAGCGAGAGUAAUGGCGCGAAAAUUAGCGAAACUGACAGCGAGGAAGACGGAUCUUGCUAUUCCGAGAUCCGUUGAUGGAAAAUAUCGAAGCAUGUGUGAAGCAAUCGCGAGUGUGUCGCUCUUAUUUAAGUGUGUCCUCUUCCACCCGUUUAUUAUCGCUUAUUAUAGAGAAAGGUAUGCGAGAAUACCGGAGACAGAGUAAAACAAGCAUGAAGAUAGCGUACAGGCUAGCGUGCUCCUCCGAGGAAGGACCAAGUUGAUCGAAUGGAAUCGUGCAUGAAUAAGAUAGAAGCAGGAUGAAAGGGAGUGGAUCAGGAAAAAGAUAGAGGGAAAAGGAUAUCGAGUACGCGUGCACGAGGCAAAGACUCGGCCUGGUAAAUAGUAGAACAAAGCUGGUUCUCGGUGUUUUCCGGCUAGGGAAUAGGAUAGAUAUCGUCCAUAUCUAUCUUGAUACCAUGUCUUGAGAGCAUGAGACGGUAGCAACGGUCGGCGAGACAAAGAGGCGACGAGCGGUUCUCGGUCGUGGUUGAACGGAGACAAGUUGCUGCGCUGCCUGUCGAGGUGGGGAAUCAUCGACAACGACGGUGGACAGUCAUGGCGAGGAAGAGAAGCUCUGAGGAAGCUCGUGGAAGAGAAGGGGAGACCGUGUGUUCGCUCAGAGAGGACAGCUGGUAUCGACGGCGACGGCGUUCUCUCGUGAAGGUGAUACCGAUGGCAUCGGCCGUGGUAGCGUGGUCGGCGUUGCGUCGGUGGUGGUGGCCGAGGAUGCUGGUUAUGGUGGUGGUGGUGGCCGAGAGGACGCGGAGGUAGUGGUGGUGGUCCAGCGGGCAUAUCGUGCGGGCCCGACACUUGCUCUCGACAAGAGCAGGAGAGAGAUUUGCCCCCUCCUGCCGCGGGCGGCGCCACUCGAGGAGAUCCUUUCCUCUUUUCGCCUCUAGGCCAUUCUCGAGAGGCGCGCGCGGCAACGCGGUGUCGCACGAUCGGUCCUCGUCGACCUUCGAUUGAAUACGCGCGCUUCUACGUGUUUCUACCAGGCUUUUCGCGCAUCGAUUUUUCCAAAAUUGCGACACGUUGCACCGCGAUCCGGAGUCCGCAGGUUAUCUUCUCGACGGUUCCCUCUUGCUCUCGUGUGGCUGUCUUCGUGCUACCGUGACCGCCCUCUCCGCCCCCACGUGACACUGGCGGCCACGUGACUCAGAUCGAGACCGCGGAUCUUCGUCGUGGGACGUCAACAUCCGUCGCACGACGCCCGAGGGAUAUGCCGUUCCUCUCAACGCACUCUCGCCCGAGGAUGUUUCGACGUGGAUAUUGAUCGGUUGCGUUACGUCUGCGGACUGGCUCACGUUGUUUCCAAUGUGGAUCGUAUCGGCCAUCGAUAAAGAAAACGCGUGUGUUACUUGUUGCUACAUUGUGUCUGCGGAGCCAGGGAAUUUCAGGCUAUCACGGGAGACGCUAACAAACCCAUCGAAGGACAACAAAUUUGAUCGGUGAUUAGCUAGAAAUAUGAGUGAAUGGAAACGAUGAUUGGUGAUCGUGUUAUGGAACGAGGUGAUAAAUACAGCUUCAUCGACAUCAACUUGUUACCAGUGAUAAUUUUAGAUAUCAAUACGUAAACUGUCACGUUUAAUCGAAUACAUUUACAGAAAAGGAAGCCAGAAUUUAAUACUUUUGAUCAAUUAAAACAUAAAUUAUGAACAUGCGCGAAUUGUGGUGCACAAGGUUUCGAGCAUCCAAAUCAGAAGUCGUGAUGCCGACAGGAAGAGUGCGGGUAUCGAUCGGUGCAAUCCUAUUACCGGUAGCGAUCCGCGACUCGGUUCCACGGUGAAAUUGGACCAAACAGGCUAAGUUGAAUGAUAGAACAGUAGUAAGCAAGGAACGUACGUCACGAGCUUGACUCGCCACGUGACUGUUCGCAACUGGCUACGUUUUUACGUCUUUUCAGAACUUUUGCGCUCGGCUCUCGCGGAACCGCCUCCUUCUUCCGAAUGAUCUAGUCGCGUCGACUCGUUGCGAGUGCAUUCGUUCUGUCACUUUCGUGCGUCAUACUAUAGUUUUUGCUUAUAUCACGCAGUCAUGGACAUCGACCAACGCGAGUUCGCUCACAUUUUCGAGCGACGAUACGAUGUCGAUCGCGUCGUUUAAUGCGAAUCACACCGAACGAGGAUAUUGUUAUGCGGUGACGAUCGUGUUAUUAAACUGCACAAAGAGGUCGCCCGCAAGAAUUCAGGUUUCUACGUCAUCGAUCAGCGAAACCGGUGGAAAGUCGGAGACUUUAAUGCCCGCAGAGACGCGCACCGUGGGAUCGUUUUACGUCUGGUUUUAAAGUUGCGUGCUCCACGCACACGUAAAGCGAUUUCGUUCCAGUCGCUUGUUGACUGAAAGUCGAUCGUUUCGUCGACGAAUCUUACUACCUCCGGUAAAUUUGGGUUUGGAAUAGAUUUAGACAUAAGCCAAAAGAGUGUAAACUUUAUAAUCAUCUUAAUUAAACCGAGCUUCAAUCAAGCUGCAAAGAAACAUAAUUCGUGCGUAUCACUCCACAAUAAGACACUCGAACGAGGAUUUUUAACGAAUUCCAAAUAAUCGUUAAUUCCAUCUCCGCGACCAUCGAGUCGAAAUCUUUAAACACCUGUUCACGAUCGGAAUUCGCGAAGUUUCUCGUUUCGUACACAAGCACUCGUCAGCAGGUAUUCCUGCUCGAUUCAGCGACCGAUCAUCCAGAGGAAAAAGAGGGUCAGACUGGUUUGGAAAAUUGGAUGUGCUCCGGCCGGGGUCCUGUUUAGCGGUGAGCGGCACCGUUAUCGGGGACAGGCGAUUUAUCAGCCCAUUGUCUUGGGGCGGGGUAAACGCGAACUCGAUUAUCGGGCUUCGCCACGAAUGUACGAAUCGUACUGGGAUCGUCAAAUCUGGUGACUUUAACAAACAUAAACGCGGAUGUACGCGCGAAGAGGAAACAAGCUCGUAUAGAAGAAAGUGAUUAAUGAGAGGAAGUCUCAACGAGUAUAACUCUGAUCAAAUGUCAACGAAGCGAUGUUCAUAGGAGAAGAUCGAUUCGAAUGGAAAGUGAUUAAUAGACCUGGAAUCGUGUCGCAGAUUGAAACCGUGGGAGGAAACUCUCGAUCAUCGAUGACAAUCUAAUUAGUUUCCUUUUAAGAGUGUUUAAUAGCAGCGCUGUGUAUUAAAAUAAUUUUAUAAAUCAUCGUUGAAAAAAAAACAUCCUGGUCAGAUGUACCUAUUUAAUCGUUAAAACGAAUCGUCGAACAAACGAUCACGUGAAUAGAAAAGGGAAUUGGGCACCGAAGGAAGGCUCUAUGAACGUGCAUCCGUACUCACUGGAUGAGUGGAGGUGCCUCGUUGCCACCUCUUGGCAACCGACGCAAAUUGUCCCGUCGAAGACGAGACCCGACUGUCCGCGAAUUCUGGUGAUCGUGACCGAGGAAGCAUCUGUGCCGGGAAAAGUGGCUCAUCAUGUCCGUGCUGGAAGCUGGUGAAGCCGACAGGUCGACGAUGUCACCACUGGACGAAGUCGUGUCCCCGACGAGCGUCGAGUCGGAACUGAUGGUUACCGACAUGUUGGACGAGCACGAGACCACGCUGAACGAACAUAGAGACGGCAAGCGUAAGAGAGACACAGACGGCGACGAGCUCACACCCAGGAAAUUACCCUCACUCACCAGGAACAACAACGACGUGGGCUUUGUCCUCGAGGAGAGCGCCGACGAUGAUCUCCACGAGGACAGGGAUGAUGACCGAUUAACUGGUCACGGGGGUAUUUCCUCGCUGGGCGGUGGAAAUUCCUCACCGUAUUCCGGCGCCCAUCACCACGGUCACAGAGGCAAUGGAAACGGCAGUGGGAUGCCCCAUCACGGGGGCGCAUCGUUGCCCACCGCCUCCGACUUUCAACCACCGUACUUUCCACCCCCGUUCCCUUCGCAUCAUCAUGCGCCGGCGAGCCCUCAACAUCCGGGUCUUGGCCAGCCACAACAUCUCGAUUACCUCGUCGGCGAUCCAUACACGCAGACGCUCAACACGUUGCAUCAACAUCACUAUAAUCACUUGAGUGCCGCUGUCACGGCUGGCCAGAGGAGUGGUGAUCUCAGGAGGGACGCAGAGGGCAUCCAUGUGACGAAUAUGCAUGCGUCGUUUCCGUACGACGGUGGGCGCAGUAGUGGCGGAGGUGGUGGCGGCGGAGGUGGCGGAGGCGGUGGCGGCGGCGGUGGAAGGGGCGUCGAAUAUGGCGCUGUUCGCCGUCCUGACGCCCUUCUACCACCCCCGGGUCUCGACCAAACCGACCUCGUUCUCCACAGCAGCCUCGUAGACGACCCCCAGGUGAGCGACGAUAACACAAAUGUAGACGAUGGAGGGUUCAUGAACGACCUGCCUCUCCUAAAAAACAUGAAACCAUCGGACAGGAGUGAGAAGGCGAUGUUAAGUGGGAACGCGCAGCCUUCGGACGUGUUCUGUUCGGUUCCAGGACGAUUAUCGUUACUAAGCAGCACCAGCAAGUACAAAGUUACGGUAGCCGAGGUACAAAGACGACUAUCGCCACCGGAAUGCUUAAACGCGAGCCUCCUCGGUGGAGUCUUACGGAGAGCAAAGUCCAAAAACGGCGGACGUCUGCUUAGGGAAAAAUUGGAGAAAAUUGGGCUAAAUUUGCCAGCAGGAAGAAGGAAGGCCGCCAAUGUCACACUUUUAACAUCCUUAGUGGAGGGAGAAGCCAUUCACCUUGCCAGAGACUUCGGCUAUGUCUGCGAAACCGAAUUCCCUGCGAAACAAGUUGCCGAAUACCUCAGUCGGCAGCAUUGUGAACCACAAGAUUCCUACAGGAGAAAAGAACUUCUUCAUGCCACCAAACAAAUCACCAAAGAGCUGAUGGAUCUUCUCAAUCAAGACAGAUCGCCACUUUGCAAUACACGGCCGCAACAUAUCCUCGACCCAAGCAUACAGAGACACCUAACACAUUUCUCUCUCAUAUCACACGGAUUCGGAAGUCCUGCAAUUGUAGCCGCUCUUACGGCAAUACAGAAGUUCCUAAGCGAGUCCCUGAAUCACCUUGAGAAGAUGUACCCAGGCAACGGGAGCGGCGUGACAAGUAGUCAGCAAUCGAACCUCGACACGAAUAAGAGCAAGGACGGCACGUUGAUGAACGACAUGAAGAAGUGACGCCCAGAGGACCCGCCUACCUCGAAUGUGGUCACUUCAAUCAGGCACUCCUGGCCGUACAACUGAGUUUUCGCGAGUUUUGCUAAUCGCGAACAGCUUCUGGUGGACCACUGAAACGACACGUAUGUCCGCGCAGCCACGAGCUCCAUUGUAUAAUCAAGAAAAGAAAAGAAAAGAUAGAAAAAUAAACAUGAAGAGAAACGAAGAGAAUGGACGAGAAAGGAGGCCUACUCGAAGAAAUAUUGGCGCGACACGUGCGGAUAUCCGUGUUCGCCGAGGUUGGCUGGUCGAAAGUGUACUAGAUAAAUGAAUGACGAGACGUCACAAGAAAUGUGCAAUCGUGGACCUCAGACAGGGUUCAUCGAAUAUCUGGUCGAGUCGAAAUGACCGGCAAUGAGAUAUAAACAAGACACUAUACUUCAUUUAUCCUUGGUUUAACGGAAAGAACAUAGUCGGCGUAUUUGUAUAUCGUUUCGAAGAAACAUCGAGGAUCUUUGAUUCGCGGAUCGAUCCGCGAUUACGUUCGUUACAACAAGGAUCUGCUCGAGUAAAAUAUAGGAAUUGUAAUGAAAUGUAAUUACCGUUUAUUCUUUCACUGCCUGCUCAGUCUUGAAACGCAUCUGUGUCAAACGAGAAAGAACGUAUCGAUCGAUUCGACGGGAUCCGCGAUCGUCGUGAUAUAGAGUUGAAACUUUUAUUACGUCUUCCCCGUUUAUUUUCAUAGGUUCUCUCUCGUGUGCGAUCGCACACCAAACGGUUCGAAGAUAUUUAUACGCAUUACGAUUACUUGUGAUAGCUUUAGUGAUAGUUGAAACGUUUGUGCAAUCGUUAUGACUUAAUUCUCGCCCAGAUCUUUACAAAUUUCGCGUUUUAUUGAUAGAAUACAGUCUAAUGGAAUGAUUAAAAGUUCCAAAUAAAGCAAAAUAUAAUGUGAAAUGUACAGAUUCAGAUGUUGGCUAGAAAUUCAUUUUCAAUUCCAGAUAAAAAAAUUUAUUUAAAGAAGGCAAAUCUAUUUAAAAAAAAAAUACACAAAAAUAUAUCCGGACUAAUUGAAUUUGGAUGUCUACGCCUGCGUCCGCUGCUACGACUCGAUCGAUACGGCGAAUCGAUCGAUAAUCAAAAGCACACACAGAGGUACGACAAAAAAAAGAAAGAAGCGCAGUUCACAGCAACCUUUUAUUUCUCUCCGUAUAAUUUUUGGGUCGACUAUUUAUAUUGCUCAAGCAUAACUAUUCUUUGCUCAUUACCGAGCGCCCGACAUACGCGCAGUAUCGAUCAUGACGCUGUUACGUAAGCAUUAAUAUUGUCAGCGUAGUGAUAUAUCGCUCUCUAUACCGCGUACAACUUACAAUUUUAUGUCUGCGACUGUAAAUCCAUUUGCGAACGUUUUAUGGACCACAUUUAUAUCGACUGACUGAGUCUACCGCAUAGAACAACUCAACUUCAUUUAUAUCUAAACAUGCUAUAUGCAAAAGCUACUGCAUAUUCAUGGUCCUUACAAGUUUCCUUAUAAACGUACAUUCACCUUAUGAUUCGGGCGUCCUUUAUGGGAUUUCUUAUCGCUCAAGUUCUUCGUUUAUCGUAAAAGAAACCAAUUUAUCAUACAAUUACUGUACUACAUUCCACAAAUGUAGUACAAAAAAUAUAUUUAACUCGGAAAUUAAAAUUAUGGACUCAGCCAUGAAAUUUUUUGACGUUAUCGUCUACUUUUCAUCUCUUGUCCUGGCCCUCUCGUUAGAAUCUCUACGACGAUUUUCCAUGAGAAUAUGGAAACGUAUGAUUUGGAUAAUUUCAUGCGAGACUAGACAAAGAUGUUACAACGAGAGAAAAAGGAAAAAGAUGAAAAUUCACGCGGUGAGAACAUGCAACAGCCGUCUGAGGCUAAAAAAGUAUUAAUUUAAAGACGUUAUCUAUUGCUUUAGUAACUGAUCACGUUUUGUUUAAAUCAAAAUACGGACACGAAAAUGUCUGAAUCAUCGUUCGCUGCAGUUGCGUGUUUAUCACGGUGAUCGCCGAUUGUUAUUCGCAUUCAAGACGAUAACACUGUUUUCGAACGAUUUCCUGGUAGUCAAUUAGGGAUUUAUGAUACGAGAUAGUUUUCUAUUGAACGCGUAUUAAGAGCUACUUUUAUUCCACACUCGAGCUUUUAAUCGAGAUCCAUUCCAAUUCAUCCACGUAAUAAAAGAUUUUCUUCUUGAAUAGCUAGUUGGAGGUAUACCGUGCGAAUUUCGCUCUCCAAGUAUUUCCAUUAAUAAUUCGAUCAGCUAUACAUAAUUUCACACGAAAACCCUUUUAUGAUCUCUUAACACGAUGAUCCCUAUUUAACGUUGCAAUUUUCGGACGAUGUUUCGAUGCUUCGUUAUUGCGCUCGAUCGAUCCACUUCGCGUACUUGCCACGUAAUAACACGUAACUUUCAUAGAUUUGUAGCAUAAAUCUCCAUCAAUCUCUGUAAUUGAUACGACGGAUAGAUUGAAUAAACGAGUAACGUAUGUAACGUACAUACUUUCAAAAGAAUUGUUAAACGACGUCGAACAAUUUACAUUCGUUCGACGAUUGGGAUAUACGUUUCAAUCGGUUGUUUGUUUCUAACUUGUAUGUAUUUAGAAAAAUUGAUGCUGCGAAGCCGAAUUUAGCGAUUUCCAGUAGCGAGUGUAUCAAUCAUCGGUAAUUCGACUACGUAUUUUGCUCCUUGUUACAACUGCUCCAUGAAUUUCGUUUAGGAAAUACGGAACAAGGUUUAGGCGUGUGCGAUCGUCGGUGCCAAAAAAUUUAAGAAAAAGAAGAAGAAAAAGUCUAAGGAUCAUUUCCGAGGAUCAUUUUCAUCGUGCCAAUGUGAAAGUUGCCAUUUGAGAUGUGCCAAUUAACGAUAUCGAGUUUAGAAAUGUAAGAACCAGCGACUAGAAGCGAGCAGCCGAAGAUACCAAGAUCGAACGAAUGCCGGAAGAUCACCGUUUAAGUUUCUACGAAACGCAUUUCGAACUUUCGUUUCAUAGAAGUUAUAAAUGAAAUGAUCGUAGUAAAGGAACGAUCUCGAUUGUUGAUAUAAUGAUGUCGAAAGUAUUGGAAAAGUUUCGUGCAAGAAGGGAAAGAAAUCGGGCAAGCAAACGCGGAGUAGAAGCACGAGAGAUUGCGUUGAAGUACAAUACCAGGUGAACCUGAGACAUAUCUAACUUUGUAAUUAAAUCUUAAGCGUAUGUAAAUGUAAGAUUAAGAAACCUGAUCGAAUGUCUCGCGUUCCGGGAUAAUAUGUACAGAGUAUUUGAAUCUUUCUUGUGAUAUAAUCAUAAUAUUACUAAGACAUAAACGAAUAACGCAAAGGAAGAACGAAAGGCGAAAAAAAAGAACACGUAAAAUUACUAUUAUCAUUCCAUGUUUUUUCAUAGAGGUGAAGUACUAGCGUGAUCGUGGAGGGCAUCAAAUAUCUCUCCGUUUUUUCAUUUACUGAAGAGACACAACCUUCGAAGUUUACUCAAAGUAACUCACGCUAAUCCCGACUAAUGUAUCGAAUUUUUAUUGCGUCGACAAAUUUUAUGUCCAACGAUAAAUGUAAUUUUCUCCUCUUGCGAUGUUGCGUGCGCUUCGAUCGCAGUUUUCUUCAGUCAAAAAUUGAGGAAGAAAGAAAAGAGAUAACGAAAAAUAGGAAAAGAACUUUCCUCCAGCUUUAAGACCAACGCCGUGAGUUUAGUUAGAUCAUGAGAAUGAAAGAAAAACAGAUAAAAAUUCUAGAACCCUUAUUUUCAUUCACGAUUACUUAGGCGACUCGUUAGACUUAAGGUCCCGUAAAUUAAUACUUAUUUAUAAUCCUUAGAACGGCCGUAGAAAGACGUUUUUCUACCAGAAUUUCUGUGCCAACUGCAAAGAAUGUUGUAGAUCAUUUCUGUUCCAAGUUGAAGCAUCAUUCUAAUCUUGUAAGAUACUCAGAUAUAUCUUUAUUAAUUGAAUUUCGUAGUAUAUUAUAUUCUGAUAUUGAUUAUACAGUUCAUUUUUGUAUAUUGGUGUGUGAUAAAUAAAUAAGAAUAUUGUUUCUAAGCAACUUACACACUCAUGUUCAGUAUGAUCCUAUUUAAUCGUUUUAGGUGGGUUUUAACGACUGAAUACUUUGAGCUCAACAUUCGUACUAAUGAAUUUUUAAUUUUAAGACAAAUUUUAUAUAAUGAGAUUAUAAAAAUUAUUUAAAAAAUGAAAGUUUAUUAAAGCGUCAUAAUGUUAACGAUCGUUGAGUUCAAAGUAUCGAAUAUGUACUUAUGUAGCAAGAAUGUAAAACAUAAAAAGUGUUCAAAAGUU
Messenger RNA from Bombus pyrosoma, 10859 nucleotides. It is a transcript of the gene TfAP-2, whose product is annotated as transcription factor AP-2-epsilon. The record is from RefSeq and is a predicted model, not a curated record. Gene Ontology annotation, cellular component: nucleus. Gene Ontology annotation, biological process: regulation of cell population proliferation; anatomical structure development; regulation of transcription by RNA polymerase II. The transcript has 9 exons. The coding region runs from base 4880 to 6574 and encodes 564 amino acids. NCBI's taxonomy places the organism in Eukaryota, Metazoa, Arthropoda, Insecta, Hymenoptera, Apidae. Gene Ontology annotation, molecular function: DNA-binding transcription factor activity, RNA polymerase II-specific; RNA polymerase II transcription regulatory region sequence-specific DNA binding.